CAUCUUGGCCCUCGGUGUUAGGCACUGAAGAUUGUUAAACUAAUCAAGUUAUAAUAUUAUAAGCAUCUUUUUUUUAAACGUCCGUCCAGUGUUAUCCUUACUGUUUGGCUACUUGACUCUACUUAAGAUCUGAAAGGCCAAGAGAUCUGUACUUGCUAACAUGCCUUUUGACUUGCCACAUUUAACAGAGGUGCCGCGCUCGGGCUUGUUAUGACUUUCGGACGCUCUUCUUUCCUACCUCAAAGCUGCCUUUGAAGGUGACGUGAGAAUGGAAGACAUUCAGCACAAGUCUGAAAGGCACAUGAUGGACUAUACAUUGCGAAGGGCAGUAACAGAAGGCAAUGUACAGCGAUUUAAUGAACUUUUGCAAGAUGAAAACCAGCCACCUCCAAGGACAUCCAGGCUUCUCCAAGGAGUGACAUCUGAUUGGGACGGAGUGCUCCAUAUUGCAGCAAGACUAGAGCAUGUUGAACUAGUGCGUGCCAUUUCCGAUGGAUGGGCCAUGUUAGUGGAUGUAGCAGCCAAGAACAGGAGAGGGGAGACUCCCUUGCACUGUGCGGCUGCCACCGAGGAACCCGAGAUGAUCAAUCUUCUCAUACUGAUGUCUGGAAGCCAUGAGAAGCAAAUGGAACUUGUCAGUGAAAGAAAGUGCAACGGGGAAACAUGUUUACACGACGCUGUUCGGCGGGGGAACAGACAAGUUGCGAGUAGAUUGAUCGCGGCAGAUGUCAGCGUGCAAUACAUUAGGGACAGACACAGAUGCCGUGCUCUAGUGCAAAUAGAGGAUAACGAAGGUGUUUCUCCUCUAUAUUUGGCUACAACUCUAGGCAACCUUGAAAUGGUUCAGCUCCUCACUGAAAGGCCACAAGAUCACAGGUAUGCAGCAUCCUGUGCUGGGCCUGAAAAGAAGACAGCUCUGCAUGCUGCAGUUCUUCUUCGAUACCGCAGCACAGAGCUCAGUCAACAUCUCGUGGUGUGGAAUCCUAACCUCAUAAAGAAGACUGAUCUAUAUGGGAACACGCCACUUCACCUUUUGGCAUCAAGCUGGACUACCAGGCAGCCAGCUACUGCAAAACUUCUGUUGGAUAGGGACGCAAGCGCUGGAUACCUCUGGGAUGCCGAGGGAGCACUACCCAUACAUGUCGCAGCUGCUAAUGGAUGUCUUGACAUGAUCAAGCUGUUGCUAGAGCAUUGUCCCGAUUGCUAUUGGCCAUGCAGUAACUUUGGCCAGACCAUCCUCCACAUUGCUGUCCAGCAAAAAAAUUACAAUGUAGUAAGGUAUGUAUGCUCAGGGCAAAGGUUCCUAGGAAUUCUUAACACCAGAGAUGCAGAUGGGAAUACGGCUCUUCAUUUGGCUGUAUUGAAAGGAAAUGUGUCCAUCUUCCGAGUGUUACUGGGGAUGAGGCAAAUCUUUUUGAGUCCCAGAAAUAAGGAGGAGCGCACGCCUCUAGAUCUUGCAUCCUUGGGCAUCCCACCUGGCGUGUCAUUUACACAGCCCCGGCAAUGGAUUGCGAAUGACCUUGUACUUGCUAAGGCUGAAUAUGGCACUGGUCGGUGGGAUCAUUUUUCUACCAACUUCACAACAGCUGACAGGGAGAAGAAUUCCGAAGCAAUUAGCAAGUCAGCCGGGCUCAUGGCCGUCUGUGCUGUGCUUAUCCUGAACGUAGCAUUUGCGGCCCCUUUCAACGUUUCGAAAUUCUACAUCGAUUCCAGCAACGCGAGCAGCACACUUGGGAGAGCAAAGAUGCACGUGUACAAAGCGUUCAUGGUCUCGGACGCCUUAGCGUUUGUCUUCUCGGCGGCAGCGACGUCUUGCUGCACAUUGGCAGGCAUUUCUGUAGCGGACAGGAAUACACGCUUCACCCACCUUGCAGUUGGAUGGCUGUUACUCGAGCUUGCCGCGCUGUGUAUGCUCGCCGUCUUUAUGUCGGGGGUCUAUGUGGUCGCUUCUCCAGUUGGUUUCAGGUUUGCCAUCACUGCCUGUGCAUUUGCCAUUCUAGCCACUUUACCACACUUCACAAUGUCCGCCAUGCUGUUUCUUAGCGUAAGGACCUUGAUCAAAAGGGUUGGUGUCCGAACAUGGUGCCGCACCUUGCUUCCGAGCCUACGUGGAAUGAGAUUAAUAAGGAUAAUUGUUAUGUUGGUAGUCUCCGCGACUAUUAUAGGAUUAUCAUUCCUUUAAUUAGUUGACGAUGGGGUCAUCACUCAUACGUGCAUCGCAAGCUUCAAGUACCUCGAGAUCACUGAACUGGCACAGGCACUUGUUACUACUCCCUCCGUUCAGAAUUACUUGUCUUGAAAAUGGAUGUAUCUAGAAUUAAAAUACAUCUAGAUACAUCCAUUUCUACGACAAGUAAUUCCGAACGGAGGGAGUAUUUUAUUUGGUCAGUUUCCUACUUCAUCAACACCUUCAUCUGCACAAUGUUCGUUUCCUUAUGUCCAUUUGGUUCUGCUCUUUCUAUGUUGGCUGUGAGUUGCGUUGCGACCACUGGAUUUUUGUGGAGCUGUAUGUGUCGUAUGAUUAAAAGCUGAUGCAAGCCAAGAAAAAACAGUAGUCCUUUCUGUUUCUUCUUCUAUAGGACUUACUGUUAGGCUGACUCCAGUUAUUAGUGAUUUUAGUGUGCCGACUCCAAUUAUAACGUUGUUGGAAUAUAAACACUGACUCCAGUUAUUAGUGAUUUUAGUUAUGAUAACGGUAGAGAUUUGUGGUGACCCUAAACCCACUAUAUGAGGACCCACAAACUCCACUUGCUAAAUGCACUAUUAGCUUGUGGGCAGCCAAGCCACUCACGUCAGAGCAAGACUAUCUUCUGGGCGCGGUUGGCCGCUCAUGUUAGAGCAAGUCUUCUGGGCGGCCGAGCCACUCAAGUAAAACCACAACUCAAUUGUGUACUAAGUAAAACCACAUGUGUAAAGAUCUUAGCUCUUGAUCCAAGCGGGUUGUUGUGAAAAUAUUUUGAAUUAGAUCGAGAACACAACCAUGUUUCAAUUUCUACCUUGAAGAUCUAAACCCCUUGAAAAAUACUAUGUCUUCAACCUUCAGUAAUGCUCUAACUUUUGAAGCACGCCAGAACAACUCUUGAUUCCUCAAGAGCGUAUGCGUCCUCAGGGCUAUAGCCCGUACCUUUUCUUCUCUCCGUUUUGAGGGGUCAACAUCCACGCGGUUAAAGUAACUCCUAAGACAAUGUUCUUGUGUAUACUAGAUAAACAUAUUAAUCCCUUAAUCGACUGUUAUUAAUCAUCUAAAACCUACUAGGAAAGCACUAGAUGCACUGCCAUGGUGCUAUUUAUAGGCAGCACCCAUCAUAUAGCC
This is a messenger RNA of Triticum aestivum (bread wheat), 3313 nucleotides long. RefSeq names its product protein ACCELERATED CELL DEATH 6. The record is from RefSeq and is a predicted model, not a curated record. Gene Ontology annotation, molecular function: protein binding. The transcript has 4 exons. The coding region runs from base 269 to 2182 and encodes 637 amino acids. Lineage: Eukaryota; Viridiplantae; Streptophyta; Magnoliopsida; Poales; Poaceae. Gene Ontology annotation, cellular component: plasma membrane.